AUGGCAGCUUUGGUUGCCGGAAUUUUACCCAGUGAUGUUGUCAGGGAUGAUGCAGAUGUGCAGAUCGAGUCUAAACAAGACUCCAUCCUGAGCGUCCAGACCCCUGACCGGACCUAUCAGGUGAAGCUAACGCCUGCUGUGAGUCUGCUGGAGACGUCGUGCCAGAGGAGUCCUGGAAACACUCAACACGGAUCACACUUCAGACUGCGGCUCAAGGUGGAGCAGCCGACAGAAGCUCCUUGCAGUGUGAUUGGACAGCUGCGGGUCAAUGUGACGUACUCCUUCCUGUGCCAAUCUUGUGGCUCCAUGGUGCUUCAAGACAGGGCUUUUGGGCGAGUUCUUCCUUUGCCCAAUGGAAACUGGAAUGCAUUAGUGGACGACUGGUGCUGCCACCCAGAUCCCUUCGCAAACAAGAAGCUGCUCCCGCGAGAUGGAGACUGUCUGCUCGGGGACACGUUUCUUCUGUUGGCUCGGGACAGCAGCUGUGAGCAAACCCUCGUACGGGAAGAGAAAUCACUUCAGAAAGCCUCUGCAGAGCAGAAGCAUGGCAGCAAGCGUGUGAUGGUGUCCUGCAGGAGCUGCUCUGCGGCGCUGGGAGAGGAAGUCACUGCAGCUAAGGAAAGGGUGCUGAAGUUUUACAUAACUGAAAUAUUUGUAAAGCCACGUGAUGAUGGAGAGUGUAACACAAGUGUAACACAGUUCAGUUUAGAGUCCGAGCCUAAUUCAGAAAGGCAGCGAUUCUUGGAGCAAACUCUAGCGUCCCGGCUGGUCGAGCUGUCAUCCGCACAGAGUAUAUUUCGCUUUUCCAUCCAAACACCUGAUGACAUAGCUGUGAUUUUGCUGUGGCUUCUGAACACGGACUCUCUGGUCGCCUCAUUUCCCGACGCAGCAGCGAGGGCCGACAGCUUAAUCUCCGCAGACGACAAAGAGCAUCAGUCAUGCCGGGUCGUUAAAGCAGUCAAAGUGCUCUACAUCCUCUGCUCUGACAGAAAACUCAAAGAUGUUGUGGAUGUUUGGGAGAAGGACAUUAGUGUUCAUCCUUUGCUGCUCCCUCAGAGCUCAUGUGAGGAGCUCCAGAAGCUUCUGAUGUCCAGCACCUCUAGACUGCCUGCAUUCCUGCGCUGCAUGAACUCAUAUCAGGUGGCCUACAUGCGGAUGUGAUGCAUUGAGCUCAGAAACCACUGGAGCAGUUUAUCAUCACAGUGCAGCGACACAUGAAGUCA
Messenger RNA from Sinocyclocheilus anshuiensis, 1223 nucleotides. Its product is annotated as E3 ubiquitin-protein ligase E3D-like. Gene Ontology annotation, cellular component: ubiquitin ligase complex; nucleus; cytosol. The coding region runs from base 1 to 1161 and encodes 386 amino acids. Gene Ontology annotation, biological process: protein autoubiquitination; protein monoubiquitination; protein polyubiquitination. The transcript is spliced from 11 exons. The record is from RefSeq and is a predicted model, not a curated record. Gene Ontology annotation, molecular function: cyclin binding; ubiquitin conjugating enzyme binding; ubiquitin protein ligase activity. Lineage: Eukaryota; Metazoa; Chordata; Actinopteri; Cypriniformes; Cyprinidae.